Mugil cephalus (flathead mullet) is the source of this 4184-nucleotide messenger RNA. It is a transcript of the gene rapgef3, whose product is annotated as Rap guanine nucleotide exchange factor (GEF) 3. Bases 706 to 3309 code for a protein of 867 amino acids. Gene Ontology annotation, molecular function: guanyl-nucleotide exchange factor activity. Gene Ontology annotation, cellular component: plasma membrane. NCBI's taxonomy places the organism in Eukaryota, Metazoa, Chordata, Actinopteri, Mugiliformes, Mugilidae. The record is from RefSeq and is a predicted model, not a curated record. The transcript is spliced from 27 exons. Gene Ontology annotation, biological process: positive regulation of GTPase activity; Ras protein signal transduction.
UUUGAUACCCUUGAGCCAGUCUUUUGAACCGAGAGGCCGAGGUGAACAUGUAGUCAGCCUGUUGAGUGUGUUUGUGUGAAUUCAUUCAGAUUUUUAUCAUCUCCUCAGGAACAAAUCCCCCCAAAACAAAUCCAUAUUUCUGUUAGUCACGCAGUAUUUAAGUAUUUUGUUUUGUCUCCUCUGGAGAACCCAUCUGAAUGAUCCUGACAAAACAGGCUUUUGUUUUUAAAGUAAAUUUAAGGACAAAAUAUUGAGGCGGAACCCGCCCAUAUACACAGGGAGUACUUCGGAGUCAGGGAAAAUAAAUCAAGCGCGGUUUAACUAGGUGGUUAAAAUGCCAGAGGAGCCAGUUUCUCUGAUGUAGUUCUCUGCCAAAGCCGCAGCGCGCACACGCACGCAACUCAGCAACAAAGUGCGCCUGUGCUGCGAGGGAUGGUUGAGCACUACACAGCCCGUCCUCACUGAGGCACACACUUUUUGUCGAGCUCCGAGUUUGGAUGACUGCCACAGGAUCCCGCCUGGGUCUUGAGGACAAAAUGCGGAGUCCCGAACCGAACCCGUCGCCUCGUUUGGUCGUCUUUGUGCAGUAAUGGGCGGCUGAAGCGUGGAUCCACUGCGCUGCGCAUGAUGUCUGGAGGUGCCGAGUCCGUGUGCAGAUCUUAUGACUGGGAAACUUGCUCGUCGUUUGUUUUGAUGUGAGACAAGAUGCAUCUGUUUCGGAGUCACCAUUACCAAGUCUUCCCAGACCGCUUCUCGGUGGAAACGCCGAUGAUUCGGGGCAUCAGCUGGACUCCGCUGCCAGAGGCCCUGAAUUCAAAGGACACCAUGAAGCAGUUUCUUUCAGAUCGUGUCGUAAAGGCGGCCAGAUCAGUAAUAAGCGUUAUGAUAGAGAGGAACCCUGGUCUGAUCCGAGACCGGAAGCAUCACCUGAAAACAUACAGACAAUGCUGCUCCGGCAAAGAACUUGUUGAUUGGCUGCUAAAACAAAACGAAUGCCUCCAAUCGAGGAGUCAAGCGGUUGGAAUGUGGCAGGUCUUGGUGGAUGAAGGGAUCCUUAUCCAUGUGAAACAUGAGCUGAAUUUCCUCGACAAGGACACCCAGUUCUAUCGCUUCCAGGAGUCCGACUUUUCCCCGAACCACGCAAAUGAGAAGGAGUCGGAGGACGAGCUCCAGGAGGGCCUGUCUCUGCUGUCUCAGCUGGGCCCCGAUGCUCUGCUCACCAUGAUUCUGCGCAAGUGCCCCAGUCAGAGGAGUGCUGAGGACCUGGAGGUCAUCUAUGAGGAGCUGCUACAUGUCAAAGCUGCAGCCCAUCUCUCCGCCACAGUGCGUAAGGAGCUUGCAGCAGUGCUGGUCUUCGAGUCACAUGCCAAGGCCGGAACAGUCUUGUUCAGUCAGGGGGAUAAAGGCACCUCCUGGUACAUCAUCUGGAAAGGCUCUGUAAAUGUCAUUACACACGGGAAGGGCCUGGUGACUACACUCCACGAGGGUGAGGACUUUGGGCAGCUCGCUCUGCUGAACGACGCACCCCGCGCCGCCACCAUCAUCUUGAGAGAAGACAACUGCCAUUUCCUACGGGUGGACAAACAGGACUUCAUACGGAUCCUCAAGGAUGUGGAGGCUAAUACAGUGCGACUGGAGGAGCAUGGGAAGACUGUGCUGGUGCUGGAGAAGAGCGCAGACCCCUGCGGGCAAGGAGGAGCGGCAAACAACAGCAAGUACACAGUUAUGUCGGGAACACCUGAGAAAAUCCUGGAGCACCUACUGGAAACGAUAAAGCUGGAUUCUAAUGGAAAUGACGCCAUAGAUCCCUGUGUGAGCGACUUUCUGCUUACCCACAAAGUCUUCAUGCCCUCAAGCCAGCUGUGUCCUGCCCUACAGCACCAUUACCAGGCGGAGCUCUCCGAUGGUUCAGAUCAGGAGAAGGCUGCCUACAUUCUCAACACCAAGCAGAAGGUAGUGAAGCUGAUCGGCCAGUGGGUGGCACUGUUCGGACUUCUCCUCAAAGAAGACCCCAUUGCUUUUGAGUUUUUGGAGAAGUUUAAAAAGGAGGUGGCAGCUGAUUACCGUUUGUCCAGCAUGCUGAAGGAACAAUUUAGGGACAGGAGGAGAACAAAGGUGUUGGAGAAUGGAUAUCACUCAGUGAGCAGGAGCCAGCAAUUCGACUGGUUUGCCAACAGUGAGGAGCCAAUGGGAAGGUUACAGCCAAUCAGAGCACAGGAUAAAGUGCUGUAUGAGAUCUACAGGCCAGACAACAAACCUCUCACAGUCAUGCUGCCAGUGGACACGUCUGUACAGGACGUGAUGUCAGCGAUCGUCAAACCUGGAGGAGACCACAUCCUGGUCAAAAUGAACUCCACAGGAGAAAGAGCCCAGUUAAAGCUGGAUGCUACUGCAGUCUACACCGCCCUGGGACUCAACGAGAAACUGUUCAUCUGCACAAGCAGCCAAGUGGAACAACUGAUGCCACUGAAGGAGCAGCAGGGUCCAGAGCAAGGAACAACUGACAUCCUUGAGCAGAUGGGCUCCAAAGACAUUGCCAGUGAACUCACCAAUUACGACUGGGAACUAUUCACUGCCAUGCACGGGGUGGAGCUUGUCUACUACAUAUUUGGCCGUAACAAAUUUCCAGGCGCCACCACAGCUAACCUGGAGCGGUUCGUGCGUCGCUUCAACGAGGUGCAGUACUGGGUGGUGACCGAGCUGUGCCUCUGCGAAGACCUGGUGAAGCGAGCCAUCCUGCUCAAGAAGUUCAUCAAGAUUGCUGCUGUCCUGAAGGAGCAGAAGAAUCUCAAUUCAUUUUUUGCCGUGAUGUUUGGCUUAAGCAACAGUGCCGUGCAGAGGCUUUACAAGACCUGGGAGAGAAUUCCCAGCAAGACAAAAAGAAUUUACUGCGCUUAUGAGAGACUGAUGGAUCCUUCACGCAACCACAGAGCCUACAGACUGGCUGUGGCCAAACUCGGUCCUCCUUACAUCCCCUUCAUGCCUCUUCUGCUGAAAGACAUGACAUUCAUCCAUGAGGGAAACCCGAACUACGUAGAAAAACGGGUCAAUUUCGAGAAGAUGCGAAUGCUGGCCAAAACAGUGAAGAUUGUACGAGAAUGCAGAAGCCAGCCUUAUGUGCCUUCAUCGCCACAGAGGGGCCUGGCUGAUCGGAUGUUUCUGGAAGGACCUUCUACUCGCAUAUCUACAUGCUCAGAACACGGCGUCCCUCUGCGAAGUCCCAGCAACAUCAGACAUUACAUUCAAAACCUGAAGGUGAUUGACAACCAGCGCAAGCUAACGCAGCUAUCGAGAACACUCGAAUGCUAGGACAUCAAUCAGCAAAAAGACAAGAAAAAAAGACUGUAGCAAAAUCUUAACCAGAGAACGGAGCUGGAUGUACAAAACUUCUACACUUGCCAGAUCGGGAAGCGUACCUGGAUGUGCCAUGGAUAUUUUCUUCAAUUUCAGGAGCUUGGACAUUCGCAGCGACACUUUUUGCACGACAUGGCAAUCGGAGUGAAAAUGUGCCGUUUGCACAGUAAUGAUCUCCAAUGCUGAACCAGAGAAAAUGACUCUGUCCACAGGAAUUGUGGGACACAUUUACUCCAACAUGCCUUACUUCGCAGCAGCGUGUAAACAUUCGUAGUGAUCCUUGCAGAAAAGGCAACAUUACAACAUGUACAGCUAAGUAUUCCUCUUCUUGGUGUCAAAAUUCAUUUUAUGUGACAUUUCAUAGCUGCCGUCUGUGGAAGAAUUACACAGAUGACUCCAAAAGGGCCAUAGGAACACAAUCUGUACCGCAACUAAUCACUUUAGGUCAGUUUGUCGUGCACUUGUGUUUUCACAUUAAACUUAUAUACAUACCAAUAUGUAGUGGCCCCAGGACCACAAAGUGACAUGCAUAUAAUUUAAUACAGUGCUGUUUUCUAAAUAAAUUAUUUUCCCAGUUAUGCGUAUUCAAUGAAAGCACAAGCAUUUGUAAAAAGGGAAAGUUUUAUUUAAAGUACAAACCAUAUCAGGCAAAAAUUGACUUUCUACAGAGCACCCCGCUUCCAUCGGACACAAAAGGUUUCCCCAAUAUGGGGUGAGAAACAGUUAUCACUUGAAUUCAAAUCACUUUCCUUAUCAUAAAUAUGUACAACAUCAUUUUGAAAGUCCCAGAGAAUGAAAACGGGCUGAGACAUGUUUAAAAAAAUUAAAAA